Molecule: messenger RNA, 2151 nt
Organism: Engraulis encrasicolus (European anchovy)
Lineage: Eukaryota; Metazoa; Chordata; Actinopteri; Clupeiformes; Engraulidae
Gene: arhgap22a
Product: Rho GTPase activating protein 22
Exons: 11
Coding region: 4-2151 (715 amino acids)
Biological process (GO): signal transduction; activation of GTPase activity
Cellular component (GO): focal adhesion
Molecular function (GO): GTPase activator activity
Source: RefSeq, a predicted model, not a curated record
GCCAUGCUGAGUCCGAAGAUACGACAGACGCGCAGAGCGCGCUCCAAGAGCAUGGUGAUGGGAGAUGUGUCCACUGGUGGCCUGCGUGUGUGUAAUUCCUCGAGCGUCCAGGAGGGGGCGAUCAAGGCCGGCUGGCUCAGGAAGCAGAGGAGCAUCAUGAAGAACUGGCAGCUUAGAUGGUUCGUCCUCCGCACAGACCUGCUGUACUUUUACAAAGACCAAGAGGAGACCAAGCCACAGGGGUGUGUCCGUCUGCAAGGUUGCCAGGUGAGAGAGCAGUCGACCAAUCAGGAUGAGGCUGGAAGACACCUGUUUGAGAUCCUCCCAGGUGGAGGAGAGAAGGACAAAGAGAAGGAUAAAGAGAAGGAGAAGGAGAGAGAGAAGGAGAAGCCAUCCGUCAGUCACGAGUCUCUCCUGCUUAUGGCAGCCUCGCAGGCAGAGAUGGAGGAAUGGGUCAAAGCACUGCAGAGAGCCAUAGGAGGAGGUGUGUUUGGGCGUCGCUUGGAGGAGACCAUGGAGUGGGAGCGUGACCAGGGUGUGUGUGUGCGUCGCGAGUGUGAUCCGCGCGAGCCACAGGGUGUGUGUGUGCGCCUGGCGCCGCUGCUGGUGGAGCAGUGUGUGUGUUUCAUCCGGCAGCGUGGCCUACAGGAGGAGGGACUCUUCAGGAUGCCAGGACAGGCCAACCUCGUGAAGCAACUACAGGAUGCAUUUGACCACGGAGACAAGCCUCAGUUCGACAGUUCCACUGAUGUCCACACGGUGGCAUCGCUGUUGAAGCUCUAUCUUCGCGAGCUGCCGGAGCCCGUUGUUCCCUUCAGCAAGUUCCAGGAGUUCAUGGCCUGCGCUAAACUGCUCUCCAAAGACCAGGAGGCGGGCCUCCUGGAGCUGGGGAACCAGGUGAAGACACUCCCUCAAGUCAACUACAACCUCCUCAAAUACAUCUGCUCGUUUCUAGAUGAGGUCCAGUCAUAUUCUGAUGACAACAAGAUGGGGGUUCAGAAUCUGGCCACUGUGUUUGGUCCAAACAUCCUCCGCUCAGCUACCGAUGACCCACUACGCAUGAUGGAGGGCACAUCCCAAGUCCAGCAGCUGAUGACGGUGCUGAUCAGCGCUCACACGCGUCUGUUCGAGGGCGUGUGUGUGUGUGAGGGCCGCGAGGGAGGAGGUGGUGGUGUGUGUGUGCCUCCACCGCACCCUCUAACAGCAACGCAGCGCUGCAGUGCAGAGUGGGAAACGCUCUCCCCCACCACGGCCGACACCAACACGCAGACCAACACGCACUCGCACACUCAGACGCAGACGCUGACCCCCACGCCCCCUCAGACCCCGCCGGAGCCCCCGCGAGCUGAGAGCCCCAGCAAGCAGCGCCCUCUGUCAGGCUGGAGGUGCUCCUUCAGAGGGGGUCGUGUGGGGGGGUCGGCGGGUGACGUUUCCAGCGGGGGAGGGGGCAGAUCGGAUGCGGGGGGUGGCGGAGAUGGAGGAGGAGGGGGAGGAGGCAGCUGGCUGAUGAACGGCCUGUCCUCGCUACGCAACCACCGCCGCACCUCCUCCGGGGAGCGCGUGCCGGUCCGAGACCCCGCCCACAGCCACGCCCACCACCGCCUCUCCACCUACGACAACGUCAGCCUGCCCGGCCCGGCCCCCUCUCUGAGCGUGCCCAGUGUGUCCUCCUCGCUAAGCCCCGCCUCUUCCUGCGAGAUGGGCCUGCCGCACGGCGCCCACGCCACGACGACAGGCGUAUCGCCCGGCAACGCAGCGCACACGCCCGGCACGCCCGACAGCAGCCGGGGGUACGUGUGUGUGAGCGGCCGCCACACGCCCGAGAGCAUGUGUGUCAGCGGACGGAACACCCCGGAGAGUGUGUGUAUGAGCGGGAGGAACACGCCCGACAGUGUGUGUGCCAGAGAGGAGGCCGCCGCCACCACUGCUGCUGCUGCUGCUGCUCUGGAGUGUGUGAACACAGGAGGGGCGGAGACCAAGCAGGAGGCCAGCCAACCAGAAGGGAGCGAAGGAGACCAGGUUGACCAAUCAGAGAGGAGAGAGGGCCGGCCGCUAGAAGGAGCGAGCGAAGGGGAGCGAGAGGCAGUGGCAGAACUCAGAGCCGAACUGAAGAAACUCAAGAUGUCGUACGAGACACGGAUACACACGUGA